Messenger RNA from Chlorella variabilis, 537 nucleotides. RefSeq lists its product as hypothetical. The record is from RefSeq and is a predicted model, not a curated record. The transcript has 5 exons. Bases 1 to 537 code for a protein of 178 amino acids. NCBI's taxonomy places the organism in Eukaryota, Viridiplantae, Chlorophyta, Trebouxiophyceae, Chlorellales, Chlorellaceae.
AUGCCAUCCAAGCCGGUGCCGCGCCCAAGCCCCAAGCCAUCGCCCCGGCCCAGCCCCAAGCCCUCACCUUCGCCCAAGGGUGUGCAGUAUAGCAAGCUGUGGGGCAAGGGCGGGGAACUGUGGCGCGCCACCAGCAGGCUGACAGAUCAGAGCUAUUCGGGUUACAUGGCAAACGAAGCUCGCAUCCCAACCUACCCAGUGCGCUUCAACGUAAAGGCGUUUGGUGCAAAGGGCAACGGCAGAACAGAUGACACUGCUGCCUUCAAAAAGGCCAUAGAUGCGGCCUCCAGGCUUGCCGCCACCAUGAGCCAGGCGCCUGAUCCCGGCAUGGGCUUCCAGAACGGCGGCCGCAGCGGCGUAACGAUCCUGGUGCCUUCCGGGACUUACCGCAUCACACAAACGCUCGAGAUAGAGCAGAGCAACGUGGUGUUGAAGGGAGAAGGGGCUGGCCGUACCACCCUGUACUAUCCCAAGAGCCUGUCUGCCAUCUAUGGCAACAAGGAGGAGUGGGCUGUGUCUGGGUCCUUCCUGACGUGA